AUUUGGAACCUUCUCCUAUCUAUAAAUUAAAGAGAUGCAUUCGCGCCAAAUACAAAAGGGGAAAACACUCUCAGUCGCGCGUCCAGCAAUCGGCAGCUAGCUAAUCCCAUCUCGUUGUUGCUUGUAGCCAUGGGAGCGGAACGCGGCGGGGACUCUUGCUACUCUCCGGCGGCGGUAAUGGCCACCGCCGGCGCCCUCGCUCUGGUGGCGAUCUGCUCGUACCUGGCCGUCACCAGCAACAAGCAGAAGCGGCGGCGGCGGCCGCCGGUGGUCGGCACGGUGUUCCACCAGCUGUACAACGUCCGGCGCAUACACGACUACCACACGGCGCUGUCCCGCGAGCACACGACCUUCCGGAUGCUCGUGCCGGCCGGCGGCGACCAGAUAUACACCUGCGACCCCGCCGUCGUCGAGCACAUCCUCAAGACCAACUUCGCCAACUACGGCAAGGGGCCGUUUAACCACGGGAACGCCAAGGACCUGUUCGGGGACGGCAUCUUCGCCAUCGACGGCGAGAAGUGGAAGCAGCAGAGGAAGAUCGCCAGCUACGACUUCUCCACCAGGGCCCUCCGCGACUUCAGCUGCGCCGUCUUCAAGAGGAACGCCGCCAAGCUCGCCGGCAUCGUCUCCAACCACGCCGCGUCAAACCAAUCCAUGGACUUCCAGGGUUUGAUGCUGAGAGCAACGAUGGACUCCAUCUUCACCAUCGCAUUCGGCACAGACCUCAACACGCUGGACGGCUCCGGCGAGGGGAGCCGCUUCGCCGCGGCGUUCGACGACGCCAGUGAGUUCACCAUGCUCCGCUACAUCAGCCCGCUCUGGAAGCUGGCAAGGCUCCUCAACGUCGGCGUCGAGGCCAUGCUCAAGGAGAGGAUCAAGGUCGUCGACGAAUUCGUGUACAGGCUCAUCCGUGCCAGGUCCGACGAGCUCUCCAACUCACACGACUCCGGUUCGAGGCAGGAUAUCCUAUCAAGAUUUCUCCAGGCAACGACCAGCGAUUCUGUGGUCGAUUACAAGUACCUGCGAGACAUCAUACUGAACAUUGUCAUAGCCGGCAAGGACACCACAGCUGGGGCGCUUGCUUGGUUCCUGUACAUGGUGUGCAAGCACCCGGAAGUCCAGGAGAAGAUCUGCCACGAAGCCAUGGUGGCCACCAGCGCCGGGGACACCGCUUCCGUCGACGAGUUCUUGCAGAGCUUGACUGACCAAGCGCUGAACAACAUGCACUACCUGCACGCCGCACUGACGGAGACGCUCCGGCUUUACCCUUCAGUUCCAAUGGAAAACAAGCAGUGCUUUUCAGACGAUGUAUUGCCCAACGGUUUUAACGUCAGCAAGGGGGACAUCGUGUUCUUCAUCCCCUACGCGAUGGGCCGGAUGGAGAGCUUGUGGGGCAAAGACGCUGAAUACUUCCGGCCUGAACGUUGGCUCGACGAAAACGGCGUCUUUCAGCAGGAAAGCCCGUUCAAGUUUACAGCAUUUCAGGCCGGGCCAAGAAUCUGCCUCGGGAAGGAGUUCGCGUACAGGCAGAUGAAGAUCUUCGCGGCCGUGCUGCUCCGUUUCUUCGUGCUCAAACUUCGCGACGAGAAGGAGAUCGUUAGCUACAGGACCACGCUUACACUCGCCAUCGACCAGGGUCUCCAUCUGACGGCUACGGCGAGAUGAGUGCAUGUCACACUACACAGCCUGGGCACAUACUGCAGCUGUCACCUGUACACUGUACUCAAUGCAAGUGACAGCUCUUGUGUGCCAAAUCGAAUGAUAUCUGUAGACCUUAAUAACGUCUGAUCGCGAAUGAUCCGUAUUGCACUCUGGAAAUAAUAAAGCUGCCGGUGCAUGUACCUAAAUA
Messenger RNA from Oryza sativa Japonica Group (Japanese rice), 1849 nucleotides. Its product is annotated as cytochrome P450 704C1. Gene Ontology annotation, molecular function: monooxygenase activity; oxidoreductase activity, acting on paired donors, with incorporation or reduction of molecular oxygen; heme binding. Lineage: Eukaryota; Viridiplantae; Streptophyta; Magnoliopsida; Poales; Poaceae. The record is from RefSeq and is a predicted model, not a curated record.